Messenger RNA from [Candida] anglica, 1703 nucleotides. The record is from the annotation of a GenBank genome assembly. Lineage: Eukaryota; Fungi; Ascomycota; Pichiomycetes; Serinales; Debaryomycetaceae.
AUACUAUACACAACUACAAGGACAUCUUUUUUUUCCCCCUAUAUUCCUCAGUCACCCGCCUCUGGACUCCCACACUUCUACCCUGGCUCUUGAUAUAAUACCACCUUGUUCCCGGCGCCCAGACCUGCCAAGACGGAGAUAAGAAGAAGAUACAAUCCUUGUGACGGACCAGCAAAACAUCCCGUUGCCAACCCAAACUCCUCCUCAGCCCCCAACCCCGCGGCCAGUUUGCAUCGAUUUACAAGUCCUUCCUAGCCACCCAGCUACCCGCCAGCUGUACUUGUAGCACCUGAAACACUUCUGCUAGGCUACCUUGGAAUACAACCCCCCCUGUUCAAUUCCUCAGACUGAUUUUGGAAGUUAGCGCGUAGAAAAUAUUUUUUGCUUUUGUGUCUACUCGGCAUUCAACCGCAAUGAUGGCGUACUACUAUCCAGACUUUAACUAUGUGUAUGGUGGUCACCCAGGAUCGACCCAGGCCCCAACUCCGGCCAACACGCGUCACUCACCGCCCCCUCCCCCGCCCCCACCGUUGUAUUACUACGAGGCCAAACAACUUCCAUCAAUCAUGGUGCCCCCCGCUGAACCACAUCCGCUGUACUACAUGCAGCAGCAAUAUGCACAUCCUCAGGGUGGUCCUCCCCAGGUUCCUCCUCAAGGUGGUCCACCACCACCACCUCCUCACCAGGUCCCCCAUUCCGCCCGGUACGCUACAUCCACCACCAACCCUUCCUUAGCACAAUACUCCCACGAUACCCUGGGCUCUGCGAGUGUGUACCUGUCUCCAAAAUCGAACCUGGCUCAUUCAAGCACCUCGUCCGGAUCUGGCCCCGGAUCUGGAUCCGGGCUCGGUACCUCGGUCCGAGGCACCACCACCACCUCUACAUUCUUACCACACUCCCCAGUCCACUCACUUGAGCAUCAGCUCAAACAUAAGCUACCACACCCACACGCACCCUCACACCCACUCGCGCACGCGCCCCCUGCAUUCAUCCAUCCAUACCACCACCAACAACAACAACUCCAUACACCCACCAACCCAUACCAUACAACCCCACUUCUGCCCAAGGGGAUAGAUUACCCGUCACUAGUCGGGUACACUGUACUGCCCUCGCUCAAACGGAAACGUAAGUCCAAGGGGAGCAUUGUCCCGGACCUGCCGGAACAAUCAUUCCCAUGUCCACAAUGUGACAAGGUGUUCCAAAAGCCCUACAAUCUCAAGUCGCAUAUGCGCACACAUUCAGACGAUAAGCCCUACACUUGCAACCAUUGUGACCGAAGGUUUGCACGAUCCCAUGACAAGAAGCGUCAUGAAGCCCUCCACAAUGGAGAGAAAAACUUCCGUUGUGAGGGAUACCUCAAAGACGGAUGUACCAAAUGGGGGUGUGGUAAAAAAUUCGCCCGUAGUGACGCACUACUGCGACAUUUCCGCACUGAAACAGGGUGGCUCUGUAUCAAGCCCCUCAUGGAUGAGGCCAAAGAAAGCGACCGUCUGCCACAUGGUGGGGCUCCUCCCUUUGGACCAGGCUCAGAGCUCAACACCCUGUACGUUCCUCUCUUGAAAAUGGAACCGUCCAUGAAUGGCGGGUCGAUUUCCUUGAUGGAAAACUCAAACUUCAUUCGCAAGAUGGUGCAAAACAAAUACGUCUGAGACGUUCAACGGGACUACACGGUAUAUAUAUAUAGGAAUAUAAUUGGGACUUUA